AACUGCUAAUUGUUUACAAUAGAUGAAUAGAAAGUUGUUUUUAUUUGAAAAUUUUAAUUGAUUUUAAAGUACCUCCUGUGAUAAUAGCCCCUAUUAAUUAUACACCAAAUAGAUAAAAUGUAGUGAUUACUGAUACCUUUUUAUCUGUAUUUUAAGGAAAUUGUUUUAUUUUUGUUAUUAAAUAUGUAUCGACUGUAAACAAAGGUAUGAGUAAUGUAUUUGCAAGGCAUCUCACAAUGAACACCUUUGACGAAGACCAAUUUGCUUAUAAAAUUCAUUUCUCUAAUAAUUUAGAUUGUGAUAGUGAUAGUGAUAAAAGCGAUUUCGAUGAAUGGUAUUACAAGCACAAACCACCCCCUCUGUAUAUAAACGAUGACUGUGAUGUAGUGAAAAUAGAACCUUUUACUACUGUGUUGUAUAAAAGAAGCAUUUCAAAAGUUUUGCAAGGGGCCAGUGCAAGUUUAAAGAAAAAGAGCAACACCGUAAGCGUAUCUGUUCAUGGCAACCAUGUUCAGUUAACAAAAAAGGCAAAGAAAAAGAAGAAGAAAGUAGGGAAAGCCGUUGUAGGAUCAGCCUCCAAAGUUAAUGGACCAAAAGUGGCUUCUGCAACUCCUAAGGUUAUUGGAAAUCUUCAAAACACUUUCGAUCGACCCAAGUUAAAGGAGUUCACGGGCUAUCAAGAGAGUAACCCUGUUCAACAUCCAAAAAAGAAGUUGGAUCAAAGAAACGAGAGUCUAUCUAAAAACGUCAAACCGUUUUCUUUUUCUUCAAUUGAAUGGCCAGCACUUGGCACACCUUCUUCUACAAGAAGCGAAGCUGAUACCGAGGUUGAUACGUUAAAUUUUUCACCUUUGGCUAAUGCUGUAACAAUCUUGCAAGAUCCGAAAGUUAGGAAAAAAUGUGACAAUACUACACCUAGUCAAACCACACAAAAAAAAAAUAUGAAGAAUAAAUUGAUAUUGGAAACAGUACUUCGAUCUGAUGAUAGUGACUCGCUAAGGAUUACUGCAAAAAGAUUACAAAAUUCGUCGUCGCUCUUCAAUGAUGUCAAAAAUAGUAAACUGAUAACUAAGGCUAAGACUAAAGCACUACAAUCAACAAAAGAAAGUCCACCACUUUUUGAAAAUAGGAAAAAAGCUGGGCCCGGCGAAAAUUUCAAGUUUCAAGCUGAGGACACUAAUAAUAAACCUACUGUCACAAGCAUUUUGGAUAACAUACAUACUAUAAAAAAAACUCGAAAGCGUAGGUCCAAAAGGAAGAAGGGCAGUAUUUCUAAACAAGUUGACAACAACAAAUCCAAUCCAAUAGCAUUUAACUUAUCAUCCUUAAAAUGGCCAUCCCUUAACGAAUUAAUAGAUGAAAACAAUACACAGCAAAAGUCUGCAGGAAAUCAACAAACAAAAAUAGACAAGAAUCAAAAAUUAAGAACUGGUCAUGAAAUAAAAUUGGAACAAAAUGUAACCUGUACGAAACUGGAUGAUUGCCAACUCAAAGGAAUAUUGAAACCACAUGCGGGUAGUGAUUGUCAUGAUGAACUGAAGAAUGGUUUCUGGUUCUUGGACAUUGCAGAAUCUGAUUGCAAGAGUAUCAAGAAACAUUCUGACAACCAGACUCCAAAGAUAACAGAACCUCAAGUACAAAAGCUAAAUCUAUCCAAAUUGGGUGAUAAACAAUCUACUCGAAGGAAGUCGGAAAAUGGAGAACAACCUCAUCAAAUACGUGAAGUGGCAGUUGAAGGUAUUAAACGUUCGAAGAGACGUCGUAGAAAAAAGGGACCAAGCGUUAAUAAUUUGGUUAACACAAGUCCCACCUUGCCACAUGAAGACGACAAAUGGCUAAACGAUACUCUUUGUCAGGAAAUGGGUUACAAAACAGAGGACAGUGCAGUAAUCGAAGUGAAAGGGCAGCACAAGAAAAAAGGGGCGAGUGAGAUUUCUGCUACGAAUUACAAACUCACCACCUUAUUGUCUGAAAUAGAAAAGACUCCUGAUAUUGUUGACAUUAAUAGAGAAAUCACAGUCAACUGUUCGAGACAGGAACAGAACAUUAUCAUCAUUACCAGUUUUCUCGGAAAGAGCCAAGUUUCUAAAUCGAUUAUUCCUUGUUCGUCUUCUAAUAACCGCACACUGCAGAAGAAUAAAACGAGAAAACAUAAAACCCCAACCCAGAAAACCGUUGAAAGUAACAAAUGGAGAGCGGAUCAAGAUUUGCUUUUACUUGAAGACUUCUUACCAACCUUUAAUCGAACGCCUGACAAUAUGGAAGGCAACUCUGUAAUUCCCUUGAAUAGUUUCGUAACGGGCGGGCGAGAUUUUUUUUUAUUAGAUAAACUAUUUCCGCAGAGCUCUUUUUCGAUACAUGCGAAACCACGUUUAGCUAUGUCGAACAUGUUUCUACAUUUUUAUACCGGAUACAAAAAUGAUAUUGAAAUUUUAAUGUGAUAAAUUAUUGUUGUUACCUUACAGCCGUCAAUUAGGCUACAAUAAUAAAUGUGUGAUAAAAAACCACCAUUUUAAUAGAACUAACAUUUUUACUUGUGUUAUUAUAUUCUUAUUUUUUCUAUUACAAUUGUUGGACAAUUUUAUGAUAAUAAAGAAUUUUAUAUA
Molecule: messenger RNA, 2606 nt
Organism: Photinus pyralis (common eastern firefly)
Lineage: Eukaryota; Metazoa; Arthropoda; Insecta; Coleoptera; Lampyridae
Exons: 2
Coding region: 207-2441 (744 amino acids)
Source: RefSeq, a predicted model, not a curated record